CAGCAGGAGGAGCAGCAGCAGCAACAGGGCCGGAGAGAGGGCGGCGCUUGGCAGCGGCAAGCCGGAGCGGCCCAGCGAGCGCGGCUAGGCUUCCCUCUCCGUCGGGGCGAAUGUCCUCCGGGCUGCGGCGGGCGGCCCUGCUGGGAUUCGGCCUGCUCCUCUGCAGAGCGGCUCGAGCGGGGCGCUGCCCGGCCCCGCGUUGGCCGCCUUCGCCCGGAGCCAUGCAGAGCGCGGCGGCGUCGGGGGCCGCGCAGGGACUCAAGUACCUCGGGUGAGACUGGAGGGAGAGGAGAGGAGAGCCGGGGCCCAGCGGCUUUUUCCUGGAGGGCCGGGUUCGAGCCGCGGCCCCGCGUACCUCUCGGACUGGUUCGGAGGACCGUCCUGGAAAAAAGCCGGGGAGGGAAGGGAGAGCUAGCAGGAGAAGCAGCAGCACGCGCUGCUCUUGCAACCACCAGCGGUUUCGGUUCAAGGGGGAUGAAGGCCUGGGGGUGAUUUGCAAAGACCUGGUCAGUGGACACGGAAGGAGGCCGAGGUUGAGCCCCACCCGCCGCCGCCGCCACCUGUGCUCAGCUUCAGGAUUCCGGAGUGCAACUUGUAAAGGACUGGCAGUGCCCUCGAGCAUGCACAGAGCGCACUUCCUGGCUGCAGCCUCGCUCAUCCGAUUAGCGAGACUGUGACAUCAAGGCGCCCUGCGUUGUUGUUGUUGUAUAUUUAGAUCAAAUAAUUGAUUUCUUAUUCUGCUUUCCCAGGGUGGGUGGGUUACAACGACAUGAAAACACAAGAUUAAAAUCGGUUAAAACUUUUUUGGGGGGGUUGGCUGGCUGAAGAGCGGGGUAAGAUCUGUCAAAGUAUUGUAGGGAUAUGAAAUCGUGUGCAGGAUUCCAGAUAUGAGGGGGGGGGAGGUUAGCAACCAAUAUAAUGCAGCAAGUAAGGAUAAGAAAAACAUCAGGGAGGGAGGGGUGAAUGAUAUAUUCUAUGUGAAUUAAAUUUGUUAAAACCUUUGAAAAUCUAAUAAAAAAAUCAAUAUUUAAAAAAAAAGUGGGGUACAAAUGCCACAAAAAAUAAAUAAGCAAGCAAACAGAAUAGGGUAGGGCUUUAUAUGUUUGUAUAGAUAGAUACUGAUCCAUCUGGGGUGGUGGGACCUGUGGUACUCCAGAUGUUGCUGUUGGACUCUUGACUCCUGGCCAGUGGCCUGGUUUUGAUGGGAUUUGUAGUCCAGCAACAUCUGGAGGGCCAGAGGGUCCCUGCUUCCUGCUGUGGGUGCCACCCAUUCUAGUCAAUUCUUUCCCCCAGAUCAAGAAAGCACAGUCACACAAACUUCACUUUCCCAAGCAAUCUGGGUAAAACUCCAGUCCAUGAGAUCUGAGCCUUUGAAAACACACAGAGAGCUGAAAAAGGACGCGGGAAAGGCGGUCACUCUUCCAACUUCCUCCUCCGGCUCUAUUUGCUUUUCAAGCAGGUGGGGAAAUAACCACCCUCCCUGCCUCAUGGCCCAGGGGGCAGAGAGUGGGCAAGAACUAGAGGCACCGUUGUGUCCAUAGAUGCCAUGUCGCCAGCACCUGCCUAAAAGUUGUUAUGUGUGAUGUGUCGCCAAGGGGGUUUAAAAAAGGGUAAAGGGGACCCCUGACCAUUGGGUCCAGUCGUGACCGACUCUGAGGUUGCGGCACUCAUCUCGCUUUAUUGGCCGAGGGAGCCGGCGUACAGCUUCCAGGUCAUGUGGCCAGCAUGACUAAGCCGCUUCUGGCAAACCAGAGCAGCACACGGUUUAGGAUCCCACUUUAAACCGUCAUGGCUUCUCCCAAAGAAUCUUGGGAGCUGUUAGAAUACAGUUAUUCCCUUCCCAGAGCUGCUGUUCCCAGAGUUCCCUGGGAAGAGAAAUGGGAUGUUAAACAGACCUGUUCUGUGAGGGGAAUAGGGGGUCUGCCAGCAACUCUCAGCACCCAUAACAAACUACACUUCCCAGGUUUCUUAGUGGGAGGCUAUGUCUGUUUAAAGUGGUACGAUUCUGCUUUAUAUGUAUAGUACAGAUGGGACCUGCCCCUUCCCUCUGCCUCUGCCUGACCUUCUUCAUAAAGCUGUUGUGUACAGGAAAGGUGUGUGGAUAAAGAAUGAAAGUGGGGAUACAAGACUUAAACGUAUCUCAGGCAAAAGAAAUAUGAGGAUAAUGUUGUGCUAAGAGAUUCUGUCUUCUCCUGGCCAGCCAGAAGGAAGCUCAAGCCAUAGACCAAGAACUGUUUGAUGAGUACAAAUUCAGCGUCGAUCAGCUGAUGGAGCUGGCUGGGUUGAGCUGCGCCACAGCCAUUGCAAAGGUAGGGGUUUUGGGCAUAAAGAACAAGUCGAAUGGUGCCGAAAGAUGGGGCUGAAGGGAUGGCCGUGCCUGAGAAUGACCUGUGGAACUACUUGCUGCAGGAUGCUGCAGAACAGGGAUGGGGAAACCUAUGAUCCUCUGCGUGUUCUCAGACUACAACUCCCACCAUCCUUGGCCAUUGGCCUUUCAGGAUGGAGCUGAUAGGAGUUGGACUCAAAAAACCUGUGGAGGGCCACAUUAGGAUGAAAGGGGCACAGCACCACCAACCUCAGCCUGUGCUCUGCCAGCCCCCUUUUGCCUGCCUUCUUAGUUACAAUGGUCCCAGGGGAAGCCGUGGCUGUCACCUUCCUCCUCUGUAGUCCCAGUGCUGCUUUUGUAGAAUUCAACCGCGAGGCGGAUGGAGACGAAAGUGGAAUUAGCUGGCUCCAUGCGCCUUUGGCUCUGGUUCUGACUGCUGUUGGGUUCCUUGGCUUCCACCCCACCAGCCCCAUUGCCCUUCCCGGUUUAUCCCAUACUUCCUCCACAGAGAUUCCUGAUGCAUCUUUGUGAACUCAUAAGGACUAGAAGAAUGCACUUAAAAAAAUAAAAGUGAGGUGCUUGAAAUACUGAAUUCUCCAUCAGAUGAUGAUGAUAAUAAUAGUAAUUCAUUUCUUAUACCACACCCAUCUGACUGGGGUGCCCCAGUCACUCUGGGUAGCUUCAAACAAAAAUACCAAUUAAAUUGGUGCUAACCUUUAAAGUCCUAAACGGCCUUUGCCCUGUAUACCUGAAGGAGCGUCUCCACCGCCAUCAUUCAGCCUGGACACUGAGGUCCAGCUCUGAGGGUCUUCUGGCGGUUCCCUCACUGUGAGGUUACAGGGAACCAGCCAGAGGGGGUAGUGGCACCCACCCUGUAGAAUGCACUCCCAUCAGAUGUGAAAGAGAUAACCAAUUACAUGACUUUCCAAAGACAUCUGAAGGCAGCCCUGUAUUGGGAAGUUUUUGAUGCUUGAUGUUUAAGCUGUGCUUUUAUAUUAUGUUGGAAGCCGCCCAGUGACCAGGGAAACCUAGCCAGAUGGGUGGCCUGUUGUUGUUAUUAAACAAAGCAACAACGAAAAAGUCAAACAAAUGAGAAUAAUACUUCAAUUGAUACUUCAUUCCACGGGUUAUUUGCAUCAUCACAGAAUUCAUCUCUUCACAGAAAACACUUAUGUUUGUCUUCUCCUUUUCCCACAAGGCCUACCCAGUCGGCUCCACCAUUAACCAGCCAACCGUCCUGAUUGUUUGUGGCCCUGGAAACAACGGAGGAGAUGGCCUGGUUUGCGCCCGGCACCUGAAAAUGUUUGUGAGUGUCCUGCUCCUUUAUCCUUCAGUAGAAAUCUAGGGGCAUGUUUGCAGACAGUGCUUCAUUCUUACGCAGAAUUGGGCUGGGGGUUGAGCUUGUGGAUGUGGUUAAUGUGGCAUAUAAUGUAGGAACUGGCUGUUUUCAAUGGAGAUAAGAAAAGCCUUCUAGAUCAGGAAAAUGGCCACCUGCUCCAGUAUCCUGUUCUCACAGUGGCCUGUAGGAAACCCACAAGCAGGACCCAAGCACAAGAGCACUCUCCCGUCCUCUGGUUUCCAGCAACUGGUAUUCAGAAACAUUACUGCCUCUGACCAUGGAGGCAGAGUGUAGCUUUGGUAGCUAGUAGCCAUUGAUAACCUGAAAGGACAUGUGAGAAACAUAGCUCUCUUAGAUGAUCUAGUGAUAAGUCAGUCGACCUUCUACAGCCCUACAAAUCACAUUUUCUUGCCAUGGUACAAGUGUUCUACUGGCAGUUGACUGUGACACUAUUCCUUCCCCCAGAGAAUUCUGGGAGCUGUAGUUUGUUAAGAGAGUGAGAAUUAGGAGAUUGCUAUUCCCCACAGAGAGCUACAAUUCUCAAUCCAUAUUCACAGGAACUCUUAAGAACUGUUGCUCUCUGGGGUGAAAAGGGUUCUCCUAACAACUCAGUACCCUUAAUGAAUUACACAUCCCAGAAUUCCUUGGGGGAAGCCAUGACUAUGUAAAGUAUCAUAGUGCUUAAUAUGCAUUGUGUGGAUGUGGCCAAAGUAUGGACUGUUCAAAUCCAAUGGUUUGUUGUCCAUUAAGUGUCACCACCUUGGGGAGGUGACCAGUGACGUCCCUGCAGAUGCUCUCAGUGAUCAAGCUACGAUACCAGGUGUCAGAUGGCUCCUGAGGUAGCUUGGACCUAAGUUGUUUGGGGCUUCGUCAAUCAAUACAGUUGUGCAAAUCUUCGUAAUUUGCGUUGAGGACCUCUUCAGGUUAUAACCCAGGAUACAGUGGUACCUCGGGUUAAGAACUUAAUUUGUUCUGGAGGUCUGUUCUUAACCUGAAACUGUUCUUAACCUGAGGUACCACUUUAGUAAUGGGGCCUCCCGCUGCCGUGCAAUUUCUGUUCUCAUCCUGAAGCAAAGUUCUUAACCCGAGGUACUAUUUCUGGGUUAGCGGAGUCUGUAACCUGAAGCGUCUGUAACCCGAGGUAGCACUGUAUAAGUGUUCCAGAUAAAUAAAUGAAUAUCAUGUCUCUCUUGCAGGGCUAUGAGCCAACGCUGUUUUACCCUAAACGCCCCAACAAGCCACUUUUUGAAGGUUUAACCACGCAGUGCAAGAAAAUGGACAUCCCAUUCCUUUCGGAGUUCCCAUCAGAAGUAGGUAGACCACCACCUCUAAAACCCAGAAGAAUAGGUGUUGGAUCAGGUUAAGAAACACCAUGAACCCACAUCUUUAUGGGCAGUAGCCAAAAUAUUAAGGUCAGCAAAUAGGGGAAAUAAACUGGAAUGCAAUGUAAACUUGAGGUGGGGAACCCCGAGACUAGCUUUGUGGGCCCAUAUGGAAAUUACGGGGAAUGAAACUCCAACUUGUUUGGUAUGAUAUACAGUGGUACCUCGGGUUAAGUACUUAAUUCGUUCCGGAGGUCUGUUCUUAACCUGAAACUGUUCUUAACCUGAAGCACCACUUUAGCUGCGCUGCCGGAGCACAAUUUCUGUUCUUAUCCUGAAGCAAAAUUCUUAACCUGAAGCACUAUUUCUGGGUUAGAGGAGUCUGUAACCUGAAGCGUAUGUAACCUGAGGUACCACUGUACUGCUGGCUCAACUAAUAGUGCCAGAUAUAUGCAAGAAAUGAUUGAUGUGUGCUGUUGGUAGUUUGCGACUCUGUGCAGGUCAGUUGAGGAGUGACUAGGUUAUCAACCUCACAAGUGGGGAAGAAGGCAAAUGACAUCCCUAUCAGGAAAGGUUUAAAGCUCUCUGCCUACACCAAUGUGUGUCUUAACUUUUCAUUCCUUUUUUCCUGCUACUGUCAAAAUUGGUUGGGUUUGGCAGGAGGGGGUGGGUCUGAUCUGUGCCUGGGGUGGGUGUCACAGAAUGUGAAGGUCAAGAGUUGAAAUUAUAUUUACGAUUCGGCAAAAUCUGCAUUAAGGCACCUAUAUAACCUCCUUGAUUCUAGCCACAUUUCACACACCUAUCGGCUCGUUUGCAGCCCUACUUCUCAUGUUCCUGUGAUUUUUUUUCUUUGUCUGGAAUGUUUCCUUGAACUCUUGUUAGUGCCACCUGGUAUUCUGGAGGAUAGAGAGGUUUGGGGGAGUUGCACUGAAACUAGACUACUCUCCAAAAGCUAAAUUUGCUUUGACUUUUUGGACCACUUUUGUGUUUUGUCUCGUCACACACAUACACCCUCCCUGUUAUCUGAAUGAGAAUUUGGCCUUUGAGGCCAUUGGUCACAGCCCAUGUAUUACACUAACCUGUUGCCUCUCGUUUCGUUGGCAGGCUGCAUUCAUUGACGAGCUCUAUGGCCUGGUGGUGGAUGCCAUUUUUGGGUUCAGCUUCCAAGGGGCUGUGCGAGAGCCCUUUGGCACCAUCCUGAGCACUCUGGAGAAGGUCACUGUCCCCAUUGUGAGCAUCGAUAUCCCUUCUGGUAUGUUGGGCCAAGGAUGCUCUCUGAGCUGGGUACCCAAAUAUUCUUUCAGCUUCCGUGUAAUGUAGCACAUGGAUUUCUUUUUUGCAUGCUCCAUCUCCAGCCCCCGCUUCAAACUCUGCAGCCAAGACUGAGCCCAAAGGAAGCUGAACUCUUAACCUGCACAAGUUUAGGCAGAUUUGAGCUUUGUGUUUUGCAGUAACUCAUUUUGUAAAUAGAAAUAAUAAUGAUACUUUGCAUAAUGUAUAUCUAGUUACACAGAUAGAAGCAAGGAGUAAUUCGCAGCCUUGGGGACUAGAAGCCACCAGCAAGUUUUGUUUUACUUUUUUUAAAAACAGUUCUUAACGAACUCUCCCAGUCCCAUAUUCUGUGCCAUGUGCAUAUAUUCAGGGCUGCUUAUGGCACUUUGCACCACUCUUUGUGGGUGAGUUACCUGGCUUUUAUAAAGAUUAUGCAACCAUGUUUGGAAUUCUCAGUCGUCAGCGAAGGUUUCCUUAGUCCUCGGGCUGCAGCACUUUCACACCCCCGCCACCAUUUUGAAACAUUUAUUUACAAAAUAAAUUGGGCGGGGGGGGGGGAAUUAAAGCUUCCAGUCUGCUCUGGGUUUGAUGGCAAAUGAAACCAAUUUUGUUUGGGGUCUCCAAUUUGGAGGAUGACCGUUUGCUGCUUGAGGGUUGUUGACAAUUAAUGGAUCUAAGUUAGUACUUUUAUUUUAGGUAGCUGUAUUCUUUGAUUGUAUAUCGAAUCUGAAUAGUGCGGCUUGGGGACUUUUUGGUUUUAUUCCAGAUUUGUUUUGUUUAGAUGCCUUAGGGCAUUUUAGAGUAUGAAUAUUUUAAUUCAAUACAGCAAUUGCAGAACGGUGUGCAAUUUCAUGACACACCCACAUGGAACCUUGGUUUGAGCCCCGCCCCCCAGCUUCCUGGGUGGGACCUGGUUAGCUGCCCUUCCAUUUCACAUUCCAAAACUGGGGUGGAGAACCUCAGAGAGAUAGUUCUUGUAUUGCUGAUUUCAGGGUGCUAAGAGGUAGUAAGGAAUAAAUGUUUCUGCAAAAUUUGGAGAACAUGCUACUACCAUUAGGCUGGCUCAUGGAAGCACCAGCUGCAACUUCAGAGUAAAAUCAGGCUUUGGGGCUUUAUUAAAAUGUUUGUAUGUUGCUGUGCAGUCAUUAAUCAUAGAUUCAUAUAGAGUUGGAAAGGACCACGAGGAUCAUCUAGUCCAACCAGAAUUUUGAAUUCUGCCUCAUGAUACCGGUUUUGCAGAAAUGGGUCCAGCCAGCCGUGGAUCAAUUUGGCAGCCGCUUAACAGUCAGCUGUUGGAUUUGUAAUUUGGAACAUACUGAAUUAACCAGGGUUUUCAUUUAGACAUUGUGACUUUGUAUCAAAACUCCCUACGCAUUAGAUCAGGCAUAGGCAAACUCCGGCCCUCCAGAUGUUUGGGACUACAAUUCCCAUCACCCCUAGAUAACAGGACCAGUUGUUAGGGAUGAUGGGAAUUGUAGUCCCAAACAACCGGAGGGCCGGAGUUUGCCUAUGCCUGCAUUAGAUCCUUAUUUUAAACAUUUGACGACUCCAGCCCCAUUAUUUGUUGUUUCAGUUUCAGUUCUUGUUAAAGAACCUCAUUUUUAUCCUUCUGUUGAGAUCCCACUCACUCAGCCAAGCACAGCCUUUCCCUCCCUACAAUACGGAGAUAAUUCUGACCUACCUUACAAGGUUGUUGUAAGAGAAUGUACAUGGGAGCACCUUAAAACAUUCAAAAAGCCACUCUAUGAAUGCUGAGGUGGUGUCAGAGACUGGCUAGACAAGGAGGAGUGGUGGCUACCAGUUGUCCAGGAAGUACCACUGGGGAGGAGGGAGAUUUUGAGUUUGACUCAGACUGGUCCACAGAGGGAACCAUCAGAAAAGUCUUGGAGCCAGAGAGUAGGGGCGAAGGGGAGAGGCACAGUGUGGGCACAGACCCUGAUAGGGAGAGAGCAGAAGAUACAUCUUCCACGUUGCAGGACAGUCCUCUUCCGGCCCCUUCUCUCCCCCCCCCCCAGCUCAAGAAAGGAGAGCUAAAAAACAGAAAGGGCAGAUAAGAAAAGCUGAAUGAUGCCAGAAGAAUGUACAGAGAGAAACACUUAAAGGACGGGAAGGGUUUCCAGCUUCUGCAACUUUCAUACCUUGAGAGCCUCGGUGUCGGGUAUCUCUGGUUGCGAAGCAAUAAAGUUCUUUGCCUUCAAGUCGCGUGCUUCUUCCUGAUUUGCAGCCUGGUCGGCAAGGCUAUUCUGGCAACCUGACAGAUGGUAAGCAUCUUCCUUCUACGGCAGGCAUGGCCAAACUUGGCCCUCCAUGCGUUUUGGGACUACAAUUCCCAUCAUCCCUGACCACUGGUCCUGUUAGCUAGGGAUGAUGGGAGUUGCAGUCCCAAAACAUCUGGAGGGCCAAGUUUGGCCAUGCCUCUUCUACGGAAUAAAGGACUACUUGCACACCAAGGGAGUUACAAAGAAGUUUGAUAUUGGCUGCUGCGUUGUAGCACAUUGAUAAACCACAUGUCUCUAUGUAAACCAACCUUCCUUGACCUGAUUCUUCCUAGACGUUUUGGACUGCAACUUCCAUCGGUUCCAGCCAGCACACCCCUGGAGUGGGGGCUGAUGGGAGUUGUAGUCCAAAGCAGCGGGAGGGCACGCCAGGUUAGGGAAAGUGGCUGUGAACUUAUUUCUCAAGCACUUGUCCUUCUUUGAUUUCAGGUUGGGACGUGGAGAAAGGGAACCCCGAUGGGCUGCAGCCAGACAUGCUGAUCUCUCUCACUGCGCCCAAGAAGGCUGCAAAGCAGUUCACUGGACGCUACCACUUCCUAGGCGGCAGAUUCGUGCCUGCAGCGCUGCAGAAGAAGUACUCCCUUAACCUCCCGGAGUACCCAGAGACAGACUGCGUCCUACGGCUCUCCUAGCCGCUGCACCCCAAGCUGGGGAGACAUCUGGAUCAGAGGAGGAAUUGAAAUUAGGUUGGGUUAAGGUUUGGUGGUUCAUUAUUUGGAGUUACAAGUUAGGCCUUAAGAAGUAGCCUUGGAUCGUAAGUGGACACACAGCAAUUGAGAGCAAUAUGGGAAGAGAUCAGAAGACUUUUGCGACAGCUUUAGACCAAACAAACCAAAAAAGGCUGCCUUCCAUCACAUUGUAAAGUAUGAUUAGUGUGUGGGAAAAGGAACAACAGUGCAGAUGUGGGGAGCCUUUGGCCUUCCAGAUGUUGCUGAACUAGAACUACCACUACCACCUUCCCUGGCCGUCGGCCAUGCUGGCUGUGGCUGAUGGGAGUUGUAGUUCAGCAACAUCUGGAAGGCCCCUUAGGAGAAUCUCAUUCUUUUCCUUUGUGCAAGGAAGAGACUGUUUUAUAGACUGUAACGAACUGAGAGAACUUUCAUUUUCCUUCAAUAAAAAUGGUGUGAUUAAAAAAUAACUUUGCUUAAAAAAACACACCACCCAACUGUUGUUGUUGUACUUGUG
Molecule: messenger RNA, 9720 nt
Organism: Podarcis lilfordi (Lilford's wall lizard)
Lineage: Eukaryota; Metazoa; Chordata; Lepidosauria; Squamata; Lacertidae
Source: the annotation of a GenBank genome assembly